Molecule: messenger RNA, 4293 nt
Organism: Lemur catta (Ring-tailed lemur)
Lineage: Eukaryota; Metazoa; Chordata; Mammalia; Primates; Lemuridae
Gene: GRAMD4
Product: GRAM domain containing 4
Exons: 19
Coding region: 136-1950 (604 amino acids)
Biological process (GO): apoptotic process; negative regulation of toll-like receptor 9 signaling pathway
Source: RefSeq, a predicted model, not a curated record
CGCCGCCUCCGCGCUCGUGGCCCGCACCCGCGGGGCCGCCUCCUCCCGGCUUCCCGGCGCCGCUGGGCUCCCGGGCGGGCGGCAGGUGCAGCGCGGCCGGGCGGCCGGCGAGGGGGGCGCCGCGGCGGCGACUGGAUGAGAGUUGGCCCCGAUCUCCGCGCAGGGGACCCCGACCGUCAUGUUAAGGUGAAGCAGAGGAGCUCGGUGCUGAACAUGCUAAGGAGGCUGGACAAAAUCAGGUUCAGAGGUCACAAGAGAGAUGACUUCCUCGAUCUAGCAGAGUCUCCAAACGCCUCGGACACCGAAUGUGGAGACGAAAUACCCCUGAAAGUACCUCGGACCUCGCCCCGGGACAGCGAGGAGCUGAGGGACCCUGCUGGUCCAGGGACACUCAUCAUGGCCGCAGGAGUCCAGGACUUUAACCGGACAGAGUUUGAUCGACUGAAUGAGAUCAAAGGUCACCUGGAAAUCGCCUUAUUGGAAAAACACUUCUUACAGGAGGAGCUCCGGAAGCUGCGAGAAGAAACUAACUCGGAGAUGCUGAGGCAGGAGCUGGACCGGGAGCGGCAGCGGAGGAUGGAGCUGGAGCAGAAGGUGCAGGAGGUGCUGAAGGCCAGAACCGAGGAGCAGACAGCUCAGCCGCCGCCAAAGGGGCAGACCCAGGCCACCAAUGGAGCAGACCGCCGGAGCCAGGGGCUGUCCUCCCGCGCCCAGAAGUGGUUCUACGAGAAGUUCGGGAUGUACGUGGAGGACUUCCGCUUCCAGCCCGAGGAGAGCACCGUAGAGGCGGAGGAGCCCCUCAGCGCCCGCAGGUUGACUGAGAACAUGAGGCGCCUCAAGCGUGGUGCCAAGCCUGUCACCAACUUCGUGAAGAACCUCUCUGCCUUAUCUGACUGGUACUCCGUCUACACGUCGGCCAUCGCCUUCACCGUGUACAUGAAUGCUGUGUGGCACGGCUGGGCCAUCCCGUUGUUCCUGUUUUUAGCAAUUCUGCGGUUGUCCCUCAAUUACCUCAUCGCCAGGGGCUGGAGGAUUCAGUGGAGCAUCGUGCCAGAGGUGUCUGAAGCUGUGGAACCUCCCAAGGAGGACCUGACCGUGUCCGAGAAGUUCCAGCUGGUGCUGGACGUCGCCCAGAAAGCCCAGAACCUGUUUGGCAAGAUGGCCGACAUCCUGGAAAAGAUCAAGAACUUGUUCAUGUGGGUGCAGCCGGAGACCACGCAGAAGCUGUACGUGGCGCUCUGGGCUGCCUUCCUGGCCUCCUGCUUCUUCCCCUACCGCCUGGUGGGGCUCACCGUGGGGCUCUAUGCCGGCAUCAAAUUUUUCCUCAUCGAUUUCAUCUUUAAACGCUGCCCGAGACUGCGAGCCAAGUAUGACACACCCUACAUCAUUUGGAAGAGCCUCCCCACAGACCCCCAGCUCAAGGAGCGCUCCAGUGCCGCUGUGUCGCGCAGGCUGCAGACGACCUCGUCGCGGAGCUGCGUGUCCAGCAUGCCGGCGGGGCUGGGUAAGGAGGAGGACGCCGGGCGCUUCCACAGCACCAAGAAGGGCAACUUCCACGAAAUCUUCAACCUCACGGAGAACGAGCGGCCGCUGGCCGUGUGUGAGAACGGCUGGCGCUGCUGCCUGAUCAACAGGGACCGCAAGAUGCCCACGGACUACAUCCGCAACGGCGUGCUCUACGUGACGGAGAAUUACUUGUGCUUCGAAAGCUCCAAAUCGGGGUCUUCAAAGAGGAACAAGGUCAUCAAACUGAUGGACAUCACAGACAUCCAGAAGUACAAGGUCCUGUCUGUCCUCCCAGGCUCAGGCAUGGGGAUUGCAGUAUCGACGCCAUCGACCCAGAAACCGCUUGUGUUUGGGGCCAUGGUGCACAGAGAUGAGGCCUUCGAGACCAUCUUCAGCCAGUACGUGAAAAUCACGUCCGCAGCAGCGUCCGGUGGUGACAGCUAGUAUUGACUUUCCCGGGACAUUGCUGGAAUUUUUUUUUUUUUAAUAAUUUGGUAGUGGAAAAAGAUUGGACAUCCUCAUCUUUUGCAAUAAUUCUCCUUGACCUGUGGUUUUGAUUGUGUUGACUCCUGCGUUUUAUGGACCAUGAAGGGCUGGGGCCCCCUGAGGACGGAGGGAGCCCCUGCCCCGGCUGCGCCGAUGGACACGGUGGACACGGCGGGCGGAGGAGCCGCGGGGCUGCCAGGAGGAAGCGGUGCCAGCCCCCAUUCCCCACCUCGGCCUGCAUUGAGAGACGGCGCCGGGCACCGAGGGGCACUCGGGACCCCACCUCCCUGCUCUCCAGAGGCUAGAAGCUUUUCCUCCACCAAAGCCAUAGCUGAGGAGCAUUUGCAGUUAGUAAGGUGACAGUGAGGGGUGACUCGGGGGCCCCUUCGCCAGCCACCAAGAAAUGGGCUGGUCACUCUUCUGCCUCGUCCAGCAAGCCCCGCCUGCUGGGGUCCCCCACGGAGCGCUGGGGCCUGUGCUGUGCCCACCCUACAUGGGAGCGUGAGGGCUGGUGGGAGGGGCCCUGCCUCCUGCUCCCUCCGAGCUGGGCGUGUCCACUGGCACCGUCCUCGCCAGUCCUGCGGUGCCCUGGCCUGGCGCAGCACCUGCACAGCCACCGGCCCGUCUUGGCUUCACACCAGCCAGGAGGUCCUCAGCUGGUGACCCGUGACGGUCCAGAAUGGUAAAAGCACAUCUUUUUAGCACUUUGCUCUUUGGGAAGGCCCAGGAGGACAUCUGCGAAGGCUUUUGGGGGUGCCCCGAGGUUCGCUGGCUCUCAGAUGAAAGCCAAGCCCAGCCCGGCUGGCACUCGGCCCCCGGCUGCUGGCACUGGAGUUGGUGUAUGGGGGGGAUGGGCAGGUGCGUCCCAAACCCACGGUGGCCCUCGCUGCAGAUGCCCUUCCCGUGUCAGGGAGGCUUGGGGGUCCUCUGCUUUAGGGAGCGACCAUGAGCAGAGCCCAGAGGCUCGGGGCCCGCACAGCCUGCCCCCCGCCCCCCGGCGUCCGACAGUAUCCCCGCCCCAGGAAGCCCAGGCUUCCCACGAACUAGGCUGGUGGGGGCCGGAGGAAGCCUCUCACAGGCCUGGCUUGUUCUGGGCCGCCUGCCUCGGGCUGGGAGUGAGGAGCAAGGCCGCCUGGCGUCUGGGGCAGGCUGCGGCCUCCAAGGACGCAGCCCCCUGGCCUGGGCGCCUCUGGGGCAGGUCGCUCCAGUUCCUUCAGCUUGUCCCGAGUCUUUUGGGUAUUGUUGAGAUUGUUUUUUGAAGAAACAGAAGAUUAUAUUUUUUACAGAGAGCAAGCUGUUUUUCUUAUUUUUAUAUCAUUUUUCAGAUGUAAUUUUUACCUUUGCUCCGAUCCUCAUUUGCUGGUUUGGGUGAGAGACCUGCAGGGCUGCAGGGUCCCACGCGGGGGCCGGGGGCGCGGGGAGCCAGGCAGACCAGCGGGGUUAAGCACACUUCCCACCCCAACGGUGACACCCCCGCCGCUCCCGGCUACACGGAUGUCAGCGUUGCAGGUCACCGCGUGCAGCCUUUCCUAGGUGACGGCAGAGCCCGCUCACCAUGGCUGCGGCCGCUGCCUGGACCAGCUCUCUCAGGUGCGUGGGGUGGGGGGAGACAGUGCCCAGGGCAAGGCUGGGUGGGCCCUGAUCUGUCCCCAGCAGUGGCUAGGGCUGACACCCGUGGGUGAUGGUCAUACCUCUCUGGACCCCUGGCAAUGCCCAGCGGUGGGGCCUGGGGGCCUUGGGGUCAGCGAGUGCCACUUUUUAGGGGCGCUGGGAUCCUGUCCCCAGCACGGUGAGGAGGGGCCCCUGCGGCGAGCCGGGCUGCUUGCGCAGAGCGGGUGGGUGGUUUAGUUCGAGUCCCUUUUGAGGAGAAGGGAGAUGAAAACUGACCACGAGCUGGUGUGGCCGCCGGGCUCCCGGCCAGGGCCCCGAGUUGCACAGCUGGUGGCGGCAGGUCCCCUGGGGAAGGCGCACGCGGACCUGCGCGGGCCCUGGACUCCCGGCAGGGAGAAGCUGCAGUUUCACUGAAUCGUAUAAAUCUGGGCAGAUGUUUAAUUUCUAUGACUAAUCACUGAACUAGAAUGAAUGUUAAAUUUUUUAUGUCUGAAGCCUGAGUCUAUUUUCGAUCUGUAAAUAAUCAUUACCAGUGUGACUUUUGUUCAAGAAAAAAAAUUGUACUGUAUGAAGAACCCAUGGGAAAAAAAAAAACCCUGUAACAUUUUUUUAAGAAAACUUCAUUUGUUUAAAGAAGUCUUGUAUAAAUUAUAAUUUUUAUUUAAAUAAAUCUAAAAUGCUUUGUGCUAA